Molecule: messenger RNA, 626 nt
Organism: Bradysia coprophila
Lineage: Eukaryota; Metazoa; Arthropoda; Insecta; Diptera; Sciaridae
Product: peptidyl-prolyl cis-trans isomerase FKBP1A-like
Biological process (GO): protein peptidyl-prolyl isomerization
Cellular component (GO): cytoplasm
Molecular function (GO): peptidyl-prolyl cis-trans isomerase activity
Source: RefSeq, a predicted model, not a curated record
AAUGUCAAAACCGGCGAAUAUAAAUGUUGUUGUUGCAUUUUCUUUAUCAUAUCCAUCCGUUUGCCAUUGAUAUUAUUUAAUUUUCAUCAAAAAAUCCAUUGAUCCACAGUUCCUACCUUCGAUACAAUCAAUUGAUUCUUUUCGAAAAUGGGCAUCAAGUUUGAAAACAUGAAGUCUGGAGAUGGAGCAACAUUUCCUGAAAAGGGACAAACCGUCUCCGUACAUUACACUGGAUGUCUCAGCGAUGGCAAGAAGUUUGACUCAUCAAGAGACAGAAAUGAACCGUUGAAAUUUAAGGUCGGUGGCGGGCAGGUCAUUAAAGGUUGGGAAGAAGCUAUUACCCAAAUGAGUGUUGGUCAACGAGCUCGUGUCACCUGUCCACCUGAGAUGGCAUAUGGCGGUCCUGGUAAACCUCCUCUAAUACCGAAAAAUUCUACUUUGGUUUUUGAUAUUGAACUACUCAGUGUUGAAACGUCGAAAGGUGGUGGUUCAGGAGGUGGCAAAAAAGGCAAAAAAUAAUUAAGUUUUCAAUUAUAAUGUAAGCUUUGAAUUAUCUUUCAUCUUUUCAUAAAAAAACAACCAGUUUGUCGAUUGAAAGAGCUCAAUAAAAAUGAAAGUUGAAAAUC